Molecule: messenger RNA, 1794 nt
Organism: Henningerozyma blattae CBS 6284
Lineage: Eukaryota; Fungi; Ascomycota; Saccharomycetes; Saccharomycetales; Saccharomycetaceae
Exons: 1
Coding region: 1-1794 (597 amino acids)
Biological process (GO): conjugation with cellular fusion
Cellular component (GO): mating projection tip
Molecular function (GO): phosphatidylinositol binding; protein binding
Source: RefSeq, a predicted model, not a curated record
AUGCUUGAAGGAAUUAAAAGAACACCUAGUUUUAGCAGAGUUCUCUCGAAUUCUUCUAAUACCCAAAUUUCUAAACCACCAACAGACAUUUCCUCCCCUGAAAUGGCCAUUGAAGCUUUAAGAGAUUAUACCGCAGUUAAUAUCGGGGAAAUUUCCUUUAGUAAAGGGGAUUUCUUCUACGUAGCUGGCGAAGAAGGCAUAUACUACUACGCAACAAACCCACUAACUGGUACAGAAGGUAAUGUCAAGAAAAGAUAUUUCAAAACUUUUAACAAGAGUAGACCUGUUUUAUCACCAAGACAAACCAAUUCAUCAAAUACUAACUCGACUGCAACAUCACCUUCAUCAAGGUCAUUAAGUAGAAAAUCUUCCUCUUCGAAUAGAGUCCCACCAGUCUUUCCAGAUAAAAUAGAGAUGACAGAUAUUGAAAAUUUAUUGCCGGAUUCUAAAGAAAUUAGUGGAGAUAAGAAGAAAAAAAUUUUUAAAUCUUUAUAUGCAUUAUGCUUGUACGAUUUUGAAGCUGCUAAAGAGGAUGAGUUGACAGUGUAUGCAGGCGAGACUUUAUUCAUUUAUGCUCAUUAUGAAGAAGAAUGGUUUAUUGGAAGACCAUUGGGUAGAAUAGGAGGUCCUGGCUUAGUCCCUAUUAGUUUUGUCAACAUCAUAGAUAUAUCUACUGGUUAUAUCUCAGAAAACCCUGUGGCGAAAGACAUUCAGGAUGCAAAUUUGUUAACAAUAGAGGAUUGGAGGAAAAGUAUUUAUGAAUAUGAAAGAGAAGAUAUGAUAUUACAAGCGAAAUUAAAAUUAUUACCACGAGAACCGUCAAUUUUACAUGAAAAUUAUGCAAUUGAUGAAUCAGAGAUUAUAACUAAUGCAGGUAUCAAAGAUGUUAUUUUCGAAAAUAAUAAAUAUUGGUUCAUAAUUUAUUGUGAAUUACUAAACGGGAUGAGAAGAGAUUUAAAAAGACACUACAAUGAAUUUUACAAUUUCCAAGUACAGUUAUUAAACGCUUUUCCCGCAGAAGCGGGUAAUUGUAAAGAUGCUAAUACAGGUGUCGUAACAAGACGUAUUAUUCCGUAUAUCCCAACUACAUCACAUCGCGUCACAGAAAAUUUAACAAUGAGAAGGAAAAAAACUUUAAAUAUUUAUUUGAAAGAUAUUAUAAUGUUACCAGACUAUAUUUCUAGGUCCAAAUAUGUGAAAGAAUUGUUCGAAUUAAGAUAUGAUUCUAAUGGGUUCGAUGUAGAAUAUGAAAUAGAUAUCAAUGAUAAAGAUCCUUAUCUGCUAAACAUUACUCCAAGACAAGCAACAAUCAGUGCCCUGGAUUCUAAUGAAUUGAAUAAUACAGACUCGGCAGCUUCUUCCAAUUUAAGAUCUCCAAUCGAAAAUUCGAACUUAAGAACCCCUAUUGAAAAUAUUAAUUUUGAUUCUCCCAAUAAUUUAUUUUCUUCAAAAAAUGGAUAUAAUCAAAGUCCAACUCCGAAGUCAUUAUCUACUAAUGAUAGGUCAGCACCAAGAAAUUUGAAAAGAUCUACAUCAAUUAAUUCUUCCUUUGACACAAACACUACGAAGAUUAAAAUAUAUUACAAUUAUGAUAUAUUUGCUGUAAAAUUAGAUAAUAAUAAUUGUACUUUAAGUAGCCUACGUGAAAAAGUUCAAUUACGUUUACCAGGCAAAGAUUUCAUUUUUAGAGUAAAAUUGGCAGAUGGUGAUGCUGAAGAAAUUGUUAAUGAUACUCAAUUAUAUAAUGUUAUCGAUUCAAAUUUAAAAAUUUCUCUUCAUGAAAAACGUCAUUAA